Messenger RNA from Notothenia coriiceps (black rockcod), 4710 nucleotides. Its product is annotated as alpha-tectorin-like. Gene Ontology annotation, molecular function: protein binding. The record is from RefSeq and is a predicted model, not a curated record. NCBI's taxonomy places the organism in Eukaryota, Metazoa, Chordata, Actinopteri, Perciformes, Nototheniidae.
GGCGUUUUUACAGACGAGGGGAAGUCUUCUGGCUGUCGGACCAGUGUUCCCAGCGAUGCCGAUGCCUUGACAUUGACAACAAGGUGCAGUGCCAAGAGGCUCCAUGUGGGCAGCUGGAGACCUGCGAGCUGCAAGAAGGCGCCUUCUACUGCCAGCCGACCCGCACGAGCACCUGUGUGGUCUUCGGAGACCCUCAUUACCACACCUUCGACGGCUUCCUCUAUCACUUCCAGGGAACCUGCUCCUACCUGCUGGCUCGGCCCUGCUGGGAGGUGACAGGGCUGCCUUUCUUCAGCGUGGAGGACCAAAAAUGAGAACCGUGGACAUCGGCCUCGGUUUCUUGGCUUAGAGAUGUGACAGUGGAGGUGUACGGACACAGAGUCAUGUUACCCAAAGGCAGUGUUGGGGCAGUCCAGGUGGACGGCUUGAUGAAGACUUUGCCUGUCCAACUCGAGCUUGGUGCUAUCAAGGUAUACCAGUCCGGGGUUGCCAUUGCUUUAGAAACAGACUUUGGACUCUUGGUGACCUACGACGGCCAACACUAUGCAUCCAUCUCCCUACCGAGCUCCUACUUCAACAACACUUGUGGCCUUUGUGGUAACUAUAACGAUGAUCCGUCCGAUGACCCCGUGCUUCCCGACGGCUCGCUAGCAGAAAGCGUGGUGGAGUUAGGAGGUAGUUGGCGAGCAGAAGACACGGACUGGAGGUGUACAGAUGGAUGUGCUCAGAACUGCAGUGUGUGUGAUCCCGUUACAGAAGCCUUCUACUUUCGCCCAGACUACUGUGGACUCAUUAACAAAACCGAUGGACCUUUCAGGGACUGCCGAGCUGUAGUGGACCCUACCGCCUUUGUGUAUAGCUGUGUGUAUGACAUGUGCAGCAACCGGGAUAACAUCACCACACUUUGCCAGGCAAUCCAAGCCUAUGCUCUGGCUUGUCAGGCUCUUGGAGUCACCAUACGAUCCUGGAGAUCUCGUACCUUCUGUGCUUUGACUUGUCCAGAAAACAGCAACUACCAAGUGUGCACAAGUGCCUGCCCGGCCUCCUGCUCGGACCUCACCUCCCCCCUGUAUUGUGUCCACCCUUGCACCGAGGGCUGCCAGUGUGACCCAGGCCACAUUCUCAGCGGGAGUCGUUGUGUACAGCGCGAAGACUGUGGCUGUGAGCAUAACGGCCUCUAUUACCCCCUCAAUAACACUUUCUGGGUCGGUGCCAGCGGGGAAGAAGGUGAAUGUACCCUUCAUUGCACCUGCUUGCCAAAUGGGGAAGUUUCCUGCUUCAACUCGUCCUGCAAGGAGGGUGAGGUGUGUGUGGCCGAGGUGGGCUUGCUGGGUUGUUACCCGCGGAGGGAGGGAGUGUGCUCAAUCACCCAGAACUCAGUGACCACGUCCUUUGAUGGCACCUUCCUGCUGUUCCCAGAUGACAGCUCCUACUACCUGCUGAAGCUGUGCAGUCCGGUGCCAGCUAACGGCUCCAUGGUGGAGGUGAAGAUGGGCCGGCGGUUUGUGAACAAAGGCCCAACGUGGAAAAGACCUGUGGUAGUUACAGUGGCUAACCUGGAAGCUCAGAUGGGAGGGUCCGAUUUUGACAUAGUAAAGGUGAAUGGUGAACCAGUGACGCUCCCAUAUGUCCAUCCGAUGGAGACGAUGAUGAUCUACAAAGCACCGGGCAACGCCACAGUGGUGGAGUCCCGUGGUCUGCUUCGUGUCCAGUACAAUCGCCAGGGAUUCCUCAACAUCUCCCUGUCCACCAUCUUCUACAACGCCACAUGUGGACUAUGUGGCGUCUUCAACAGCAACACCACCGACGACCUCCGCCUUCCCAACGGACGCCUGGCGGACUCUACUGAGCAGUUCACGGAAGGAUGGCGCUCCAUCGCCGAUGAUCUCACGUGUAACGGCGACUGCGACGAUCUUUAUCGAAUGUGCACGGACUUGCGUCUCUACCAGAAUCCGUGGAUGUGUGGCAACAUCAACGACCCGGGGAAUAGUUCAUUUCUGGCGUGUCACGCGGUGGUGAACCCCUCGCCAUUCUUCAGGAACUGCCUGUAUAACAUGUGUGUGAAGGAAGGGAACCGUUCAGUGCUGUGUUCGUCCCUGCAGGCGUACGCCAGCGCCUGUCAGGACGCUCAAGUAGGCCUCGCGUCCUGGAGGAGUGUCACCAACUGCCCUCUUCCCUGUCCACCGAACAGCCAUUUUGACGAGUGCACCAGCGCCUGCCCUUUGACCUGUGACAACCUCGACGACCCCGAGGAGCCGUGCCCUCUGCCCUGUCAGGAGGGCUGUCAGUGUGAGGAAGGAUUUGCUCUUCGAGACGGCCUUUGCGUGGCGCGCAGUGAUUGCGGCUGCAUGAGCCACGGCCGAACGCUCGCCACGAAUCUGACCUUCUGGACGGACUGGGAAUGUCAGGAACGCUGCUACUGCAACGGCUCUGACAACAGCGUUUACUGUCAGCUCGCUCCCUGCAACCCCGAGGAAUACUGCCAGGAAGACGACGGCCUGUACUUCUGUUUUCCCCGCACCGAAGCCCUGUGCGUGGCGGCGGGUUACGGACACUUCCUGCCGUUUGGUAGCGUCCCGUUUGACCUGCAGAGCUCUUGUACACUCAAGAUGGCUACCACGGUGUGCGGGGGAGAAAACACGGGUCAGGAAACCAUCGGUGGGGCUUUUCCUCAGUUCAAACUGGCAGCUCGUAACGAGGAAAGAGACACAGGCCAGGCAAUCUGGGUGAGGGGUUUUGUACUGGAGGUCUACGAGUAUGAGAUUGAAGUGUCUCGGAGCUACAAAAACACUGUCACGGUGAAUAAGGAGCGUCUGUACCUGCCUCUGAAGCUCGGCCCGGGGAGGAUCCACAUCUUCUCGUGGGGCAUGCAGCUCAUUCUGGAGACAGAUUUCGGCCUGAAGGUGGCGUUUGACUGGAACACGUUGCUGCUGCUGACGUUACCCCGCGACCUCUUCAACUCCUCCUGUGGCCUCUGCCAGGGAAUGCCCUUAUUCCCCCCCACCCUCACCACCACCGACUGGGGCAUGGCGUGGGCCGAGAGAGACACCUUCUGCCAGGUGGGCUGCGGGGACUCGUGCCCUCGAUGUGGCCUCGGAGAAACCAGCUCGCUGAACGACGCUCCUCUCAUGGUGGCGGACGCAAACUUGGAUGCUGAAAACGCGGCGAAUGAAGUGGAAACUGGCAUUCGUUUCCACAUGGGAGACGGGCUGUAUGUGUACGUGGAGCCAGAGGCUGUGAGGUUAUGCGGGCUGAUUGUGGAUCGAGGAGGUGUGUUUGCACGAUGCCACAGCAAGGUGGCGCCGGCGUUCUUCUAUCAGAGCUGCCUGCAGGACACCUGUCUGGACCAGGGGUCGCAGGAGACGGUGUGCAACUGGCUCGGGAUGUACGCCACCACGUGUCUAACACAAGGGGUUCCUGUGAGCGGCUGGAGGAGCGACACCCCCUGUGUUCAGAGCUGUCCCCCGAACAGCCAUUACUCCAGCUGUGUGUCGGUGUGCCCGCCGCAGUGCGCCCCCGCCCGCGGGCAGAGGGACUGCAGUCAGGAGUGUGUGGAGGGAUGUCAGUGCGACCCGGGAUACGUUCGAAACGGAAAGAGCUGCAUCCUGCCGCAGAACUGUGGCUGCUACACUGAUGGCAAGUACUAUGAGCCCAAACAGCUGUUUUGGAACACUGACUGUACCAAACGCUGCCAGUGCAUCGGACGAAACCUGAUCCAGUGCGACCCGCGGCGUUGUAAAGCUGAAGAAGAGUGUGCGCUACGUUACGGGGUUCGUGGAUGUUUCGCUCGACGUUCCCAACACUGCGUUGCCUCGGGCGGGGGGGUUUUCAGGACCUUCGACGGUGCUUCGCUCCGCCUCCCGGCCUCCUGCUCCUUCGUCCUUUCCACAAACUGUCACAAGCUGCCCGACCUCUCCUUCCAACUCAUCGCCAACUUUGAUAAGUGGAGCACGCCCAACCUCACCACCAUCUCCCACGUCUACCUCUACCUCAACGAGGAGAAUAUCCUCAUCUCUGGGAGCACGGUCAAGGUGAACGGUACCCCAAUUUCAGUCCCGUUUCUCACCGGGCUGAUGACGCGUCUGUCCACGUCCGAAGGUUUCCUCGUCAUCGACACGCCGCAGGACAUCCAGAUCCGAUACAACCGCUUCAACACGCUGAGCAUCACGAUGGGCCAGCGGCUGCAGAACAAGGUGUGCGGACUCUGUGGAAACUUCAACGGAGACCCCGGUGACGACUACAUCACGUCCAGGGGGAAAACGGCCGUCAGCGCGCUGGAGCUCGCCCAGAGCUGGAAGACCAACGGUAUGCAGAACAGUUGUGAUGAGACCCAGUUCGUGGCUCUGGCUCAGUCCUGCGACAACACGGCGGUUCUGGCUCUGCAGAGCGAGGACGCCUGCCAGAAGCUGACCCAGCCGAAGGGAUUCUUCCAGCCGUGCCACGGGCUUCUGGACCCGAGGCCCUUCUACCAGUCCUGCUACCUGGACGGCUGCUACAACCACCAGAAGGCCCAGGUGUGCGGCUCGCUGGCUGCCUACGCUGAGGCCUGCCGCUCCAUGGGGACCCUCACCACCAAGUGGAUCACCCAGGAGAACUGCUCAGAAUGGAUCUACGACCCCUGUGCAGGAGAGAUCUGCACAAACUUCACCUGCGAGCUGGAGAACGGAGGAGACCUGUGCGGCUGUCCGGAGUUACCCACAAGCACCGGCG